Durotheca rogersii is the source of this 3798-nucleotide messenger RNA. RefSeq lists its product as uncharacterized. The record is from RefSeq and is a predicted model, not a curated record. Lineage: Eukaryota; Fungi; Ascomycota; Sordariomycetes; Xylariales; Xylariaceae. The coding region runs from base 1 to 3798 and encodes 1265 amino acids. Gene Ontology annotation, biological process: RNA 3'-end processing. Gene Ontology annotation, molecular function: nucleotidyltransferase activity. The transcript has 4 exons.
AUGGACGGCCGGCCUAUAACGGCAGACUCCAAACAUAAUUAUCCAUCUCAACCUCUUUGGACCCGGUCGACCUCGAGCCCGUCAGUCCCUAGACUCAGCAACCCGUUGUCACAAACCCAGCCAGAGCCGCAUCUCGUCUCUCAGUAUCUGGCUGCCCCUCAAGUUGACUGGAUCCCAAUCUUAUUCCCGCAGCAGUCCUCGCUCUAUCAGGCACAACUUCUGCAGUACAACAAGCUCAUCGCGCCGGGUCGAGGCGGCGGUCUCCAGACUCCUCCGUUGCCGCCGUUGCUGUCGGCCCAGAACGUCCACGUCGGGCCUAGGUCUCGUUCCUCAUCCAAAGUGUCGACCAAGGAUCCUCGCGCUAGGCAAAGCUCCCAGAAUUGCCAUGCUACUAGAGGAAACCAACAUACCAAUAAAGCCGAUCGCGCGCUUAUAACCGGCAAGGACACCCCAUCUAAAAUGCCGCCCAAGAAGCCGGAUCUGUCCCAUCCUCUCCCCCAGAGGCCGAAGCCGUCGACAUCGCCUUCGAACUUGCCUCCGCAUUCAAGUUCCGUGCCUUCAACCCCUCAACAGCAUGCCCGAAAAUUCUCCUUCGAGUCGAGGGAUCACUCGCCCAACGCGAACCAAUCCCACUCACCCCGAUCCGCGUAUUCCGAAACUAACGGCGCCGUGCCCUCGCUUCGCUCCCUCCCUCCGCGGCACGGCGGCUGCAAGUAUGAGACGGGCCUCGAGCAUUCUCGCCGAAGAGUGCCGUAUAGUAUAGGAAGUGACCGGCUUGAGAAGACGGAUUUGCAGACUAUUAAGAGCAAGCUUUCUGAGGACGAUGAGCGAAAGCUCACCGCCGACAUGCGCGAGCUCUACGGCCGGUUACAACCGACGGAGCAGGUGGAGGAGAAGCGGCAGAAGCUCGUUCAGAAGCUGGAGAAACUUCUGAACGAUGCUUGGCCGGGCCACGACAUUCGCGUGCAUCUUUUUGGCUCCUCGGGAAACCUGCUGUGCUCGGACGACUCGGACGUCGAUAUCUGCAUCGUGACCCCGUGGAAAGAGCUUGAAGGCGUCUGCAAGCUUGCGAAGCUGCUGGUCGAACACGGAAUGGAAAAGGUUGUCUGCGUAUCCUCGGCGAAGGUACCGAUCGUCAAGAUAUGGGACCCCGAGCUCGAGCUUGCCUGCGACAUGAAUGUGAACAAUACGUUGGCUUUGGAGAACACCCGCAUGAUCAAGACAUAUGUCCAGAUCGAUGAGCGUGUGCGACCUCUGGCUAUGAUUAUAAAGUAUUGGACCCGGCGGAGAAUCGUCAACGACGCUGCAUUCGGCGGGACGCUGAGCUCGUACACGUGGAUAUGUAUGAUUAUCGCAUUUCUGCAACUGCGUCAUCCUCCUAUCUUACCGGCGCUCCAUCAGCGACCUCACCAGAAACUUCCCAGGAAAGAUGGCGAGAUAGCGUCUUUUUCGGAUGACGUGGAGAAGCUGCAAGGGUUUGGCAAUAAAAACAAGUCCACGCUGGGCGAGUUAUUGUUCCAAUUCUUCCGAUUCUACGCGCACGAGUUCGACUACGACGCGAAUGUGCUGUCGGUGCGCCUGGGAAAGAUCGUUAGUAAGAAGGAGAAGAAGUGGCAUUUUGCCUUGAACAACCAGCUUUGUGUGGAGGAGCCAUUUAACACUUCCCGCAACCUAGGCAAUACAGCUGACGAUACCGCAUUUCGGGGCCUUCACAUCGAGCUGCGACGUGCUUUUAGGCUUAUCGCGGAAGGCAAACUUGACGAGUGCUGUGAGCAAUAUAUUUAUCCGAAGGAGGAAGAGAGGAUAUUUCAGAAGCCCAAAACACCGCGUCCCAUACUUUUACGGAGUGCCUCUCAACAAGCCAACCGAGGGGGCCGAAAUGGGGCCUUUCGGGGAGGAAACAGACAGCAGGGCCAGCACCGAAAUAACGGUAACAAUAACAGUCGCAGGGCAUCGUCAAGUGUGCCUUACGAGAACAACGCCGGAAGCCCGAUGUUCAUUCAGGCCGCAUACCCCAUAGCCAUGGCGCCUCAAGAUGCCGCUGCGCUGUAUAUGCAGACAUCGCCGGAAGUGUUGGCGCAGACACUUUCUGCUUUGCAGUUGCAGGAGAAUAACCUCCGAUUCAUACAGUACACCCAAUCACACGCGUUCGCUAUACAACAAGCGCAGAGGAUCCAGAGCAAUGCGGCGCAGACGCAGUCAUCGUCGACCGAGCGUUCCAGGACCAAUUCGUUCGACACCCCUCCUUUAAGUGCCCCCUUACGUCCCGAAAUGCGGCCGGAGAUAUUUUAUUACCCAAUACCUCUCCCCACGCAGGCGUUCUACGCACAACACGGUUUUACCGCGUAUCCGUCCUCGCCGUCGAGCAAUCACGGCGCCGAAUUUCGGCGAAGUCCUCACCGAUCCGCAGCGGCGGGUGAUGCCAACCACCCCUUAUCCGGAAGCUCUCUGAGAUCGCAGUCUCAGCCGGCAUCGCGAACCGCUGCCGGCAUCCCCGGCACUCAGGGCUUGGCUAACGGGAACCCGAUGUCAAAUGGGGCCGCCAACAUCCCUGCACGGCAUGUCAACGGAAUUCCUAUUCCCAGCUUCAUCCCAGAUGAAGGGCACGAGAAUGACCCGGAUGGGUCAGCAACGAAUACUCCACCGGAGGAAGAGAAGGGUUAUAGCUACUACGCGGAUCCGUCGAGCCCCCCGCGACGAGCGAACGGUCCAAACAGCAGCAUGCCCGCGUUUGGCGACAUUGGGCCCCAGGCAUCGUCCAAUCAGAGCAGUAGAGGUCGCCUAUCGUCAGAUCAGAUCCCCCAGUCGAUACUCGACAGAAUCAAGCAUAGUUCCCGCUCUCCAUCGCCGUUGGGGAAUAAAGUCUACUCUACAGGGAGAAAUACGCAUUCUACAAGCUCGCAGGUACGCGAAACAGCGCCAUUGGUCGUUAACGGUUCCAUGUCUAAGCCGGUCGUCGGAAACUCACCUCGACAACCGUCGCAAAGCGAGUUCCCGUCCCAGUACGCUAACUACGAUAACCCACUUCACAUCAGUCAACGUUCAGAAUCCGGCAGUUCGACGGCAGAAACGCCGUCCAGCCAGAACCCCACCCCCUGGAAGGGGAAUUCCCCUACAUCGGACCGACCAGUCGUCGUGAAUGGCUCGUCCAACCCCUCAUCGCUGAUAAGUAAUCAAUUGCCGGCGUCACAAUUCCCUCAUGAUGCCAUGACCGUGAGUUCGGCCAUCAAUCAGUUCACAAUCGCGAAUAUGCCUCCAGGGCCGACUGGACUCGACAGCAACGGUGUUACUGCAGGAAUUUCGUCCGGCUCCCUUCAACGAUUCCCGCAUCGGACACCACCGAACGCUCUAAUUGCACAGCUGGAUCUUGCGACGGAGAAUCGCAUGCAGGCAAACGAAUAUUCGCACCUCUCGCCAGUCUACGAGGCCCAUAGCCCUUCUCCGAAUUUUACGAUGAGGUUAGAUUUACCUUUCAGCCAGGUACCGACCCCUUCGACCACCGAGGGGCAUUGCCCGCCCGAUUUUCAUGUAGAACCAAGCAAGAACAAGCAAAAAUUGCCGAUUGACGGCUCCCCGUCUAGGUUCGAUGCCCCGAUACUCUCCAAUCCGAGGGUGAAUGGGUUGUUGAAAGAAAACGGACACACGAGAGGCGUCAAAAGUGAGAGUGAUAAUCCUGGUGCUGGGUGGCAAAAGAUGACUCGAGGCAGGAAGAAAGGCAGCGAAGUAAAGCCCCGGAGUGAGGUCUAUCCGCAGAGCGAGCAGUUGCCCAAGAAUGAUUCGGAGAGGAAAGGAGGUUGA